Molecule: messenger RNA, 684 nt
Organism: Cryptomeria japonica (Japanese cedar)
Lineage: Eukaryota; Viridiplantae; Streptophyta; Pinopsida; Cupressales; Cupressaceae
Product: cyclin-D4-1-like
Exons: 4
Coding region: 1-684 (227 amino acids)
Biological process (GO): regulation of cyclin-dependent protein serine/threonine kinase activity; mitotic cell cycle phase transition
Cellular component (GO): cytoplasm; cyclin-dependent protein kinase holoenzyme complex; nucleus
Molecular function (GO): cyclin-dependent protein serine/threonine kinase regulator activity
Source: RefSeq, a predicted model, not a curated record
AUGGCCCUUAACUUUGACUGUUUGUCAAACCUUCUGUGCGAGGAAGAUGCAGAUUGGGAUGAUCAGGUCACAAGUUCGAGCUUUCCCAAGGACAAGGUGGAGAAUUUAAAGAGCAUUGAGCUCGCUAGACUGCCAGAUUUUCCUGUUGAAGAGGAGGAGAUGAUAUCUUUGUUAGUGCAGAAGGAGAAAGAGCAUCUUCCCUGGGAAGACUACGUUGAGCAUUAUCUAAACCUCGAUUUAGAUAUCACGGCUCAUCGAGAAGCAAUCAACUGGAUGCACAAGGUUAAAGUGCAUAAUAGUCUGAGUCCACUUACAACAUACUUAUCAAUAAAUUAUUUGGAUCGCUUCCUGUCAAGCUAUGAAUCGCAGCAAGGUAUAGGCUGUCCGUUACAGUUAUUAUUGGUUGCGUGCCUGUCACUCGCAACGAAAAUGGAGGAUAAGGUUCCGCCGAUUAUUGAUUUACAGGUCGGAGGUGCAAAUUUUGAUUUCGAAGCUAAAGCAAUAUACGAAAUGGAAGUCAAAAUUCUAACAACGUUGAAAUGGAGAUUAUGCUCCAUUACACCUUUUAACUUCAUUCAUUACCUCUUGUUCACAGUCAAAGGCACCAGCGCUAUGCCUCAAGACUUGAUAUCUCGAACAAUCCAAUCCCAUUUUUCCCCCAAACUCUUAAACACUUUAUUCUAG